Messenger RNA from Oncorhynchus nerka (sockeye salmon), 920 nucleotides. RefSeq lists its product as uncharacterized. The coding region runs from base 149 to 658 and encodes 169 amino acids. Gene Ontology annotation, biological process: DNA integration. NCBI's taxonomy places the organism in Eukaryota, Metazoa, Chordata, Actinopteri, Salmoniformes, Salmonidae. Gene Ontology annotation, molecular function: nucleic acid binding. The record is from RefSeq and is a predicted model, not a curated record. The transcript has a single exon.
ACUGCGCCGUCUCCGUCAGGGCUUCUACUGGGGGCAGCACAAGAGGGAUGUGGAGGACUUUUGUCGCCGCUGUGACAACUGCACAGCGAGAAAGGGCCCCCCAGGCCGCUCUCAUGCUCAGCUCCAACAGUUCCCAGUGGGGGCUCCCAUGGAGAGGGUGGGAGUGGAUGUAGUUGGGCCGUUCCCCACCACAGACAGUGGAAACCGCUGGGUGCUCACGGCCAUGGACUAUUUCACAAAAUGGCCCGAGGCCUAUGCUCUGCCUGACCAGGAGGCAGAGACCAUCGUCGACGCCCUGACAGCGGGGAUGUUCAGCAGGUUUGGAGCUGCAGAGUCCAUCCACAGCGACCAAGGCAGAAACUUUGAGUCCCGUGUGUUCGCCACCAUGUGUGAGAGGCUGGGUAUGCACAAGACCCGCACUACUCCUCUCCAUCCUCAAAGUGAUGGCCUUGUGGAGCGCUUCAACAAAACGCUUGGACAGCAGCUGGCCAUCGUCUCUUCCAAACACCAGCGUGACUGGGACCAAGCACCUGCCUAUGGUCCUCAUGGCAUGCCGCUCCGCUGUCCAAGACUCCACCUCCUGCACGCCUGCCCUCCUCAUGCUGGGGAGAGAGAUCCGCACCCCUGCGGAGAUGGCGUUUGGUCGGCCCCUGGAUAGCCCUCAUGUUCCUCCGGGGCCGGAGUAUGCCCGGAGACUCCAGGACCGCCUGGAGACAGCCCACACCUUCGCCAGAGAGCAGCUGGUGAAUGCAGGUGUGAGGCAGAAAAGGAACUAUGACGUGCACACCCGGGGAAGGCACUUUGUGGCUGGGGAGCUGGUCUGGGUCUACAGCCCCCUAAGGAAAAAAGGCAGAUGCCCCAAGUUGGACAGUCACUGGGUGGGACCCUGCAGUGUCCUGGAGAGGGUAGGGGAGGUUGUG